AUGGAAACCCGCCCGCCAACAACCAAUCCCUCUGCGAACCCGCCCAGCGUGGAAAUCGCCUACAAGCGCAAAUGCGCCGCCCUCAAGAAGCGCCUCGCCGAGGUCGAGGUUGAAAAUGACCUCAUGCGUACUCGCAAUCGGCGCGGCUGGCAGUAUAUUCAGAAGAUGCGCCUCGAGUCCUGCAUGCUGCUCGAGCGCCUGUCUAAAGUUACCGGCAUGGCCGAGGAAGCACAGUCCGGUGCCGGAGAUCCGGAAUUGCGCGCCCGUGCUGUAGCCAUGUUGUCGAGUGCGUCGACGUUGAACGGCCUCGGGGCUGGGUCAUCGCAGGCCGGGAAUGGCGGAUACCUUGAGGAUGAUACCGAGGGCAGCUCGGAUGAGCAACCUCCCACUCCCGAAGAACGCCCGCUCCGAGUCAAACGCUCGCGCAAGUCCAAUGUCAAUGUCGAGGCUGCUGACGAAGAUACGCCCGGGCAAGAGAACGCCGCCGAGAAUGCCGCUGAGACUGCUGCCGAGAACGCAGACCGCGAUGCCGACAGCUCCUCGCUCCCGCGUCUCGCGCCAGCCCCGAGCCAGCAAGAUCUUACGUCCUCGUUCCGUGUGCAGGCCGACAGCAAUGGAGCCGGUCAUGAAGGCGAGGACACGCCUGCCAAUGGCGAGAAUCGAGAAGAGAAGGACCAGACGCAGGCCAGCGAAACAGGUGCCGAUUCCGGGACCACGCCCAUGGAUGUGGAUGCGAAAGAGCCCAAGGAAGAGGCACAAGGGUGA
Molecule: messenger RNA, 765 nt
Organism: Penicillium macrosclerotiorum
Lineage: Eukaryota; Fungi; Ascomycota; Eurotiomycetes; Eurotiales; Aspergillaceae
Exons: 2
Coding region: 1-765 (254 amino acids)
Source: RefSeq, a predicted model, not a curated record